AGGCAUCUGCGGUUUCCUGUGACGUCAGUUAGAUGCGCCCGCAGUUCCACGGCGGCUGAGCUCAGUUUUACUUUUGACAAGCUGGAAGCUGUACAUCUUUACUGACCUUUUUGCUGGACAGACAGAGCAGAGGACAGACAGAACAUGAUGUCUGUUAGAGUUUUAAGAAGAAUGUGCUCUUGUUAGGAGCUGGUCUGUUUUCUCCAUGUGUUUCCAGAGUUUUACGUGGUUUCAUAGUCUUUUAUAACAAUUAUAGUGUUUUAAUGGAACGAGAAGACAUGUCCCGACCGCGCAGGAAGGAGGACAUCCCGGACAGGUGGCAGGACUACACAGCGGUGGGGAAAAGACUGAAAGGAACUCGCUUCAUCGCCUUCAAAGUCCCUCUGAAGCAGGCUUUGAUUAGGACACUUCCCCCCUCCGAGGUGUUUGGUCCCUGGGAACUGCUGGAUGCUUUGAAGGAGGACAACCAUGAGCUGGGGCUGAUCAUUGACCUGACUUUCACCUCACGUUAUUAUAAUCUGCAGGACCUUCCUCAGUCACUGCUGUGUGUUAAGAUCUUCACAGCUGGCCAUGAGGUUCCCAGUGACCAAACCAUCCUGAGCUUCAAGCGCGCUGUCCACAGGUUCCUCCGAGACAACCAGGACAAUGACAAGCUCAUCGGGGUCCAUUGUACCCACGGACUGAACCGCACCGGCUACCUGAUCUGCAGGUAUCUGAUCGACGUGGACGGGAUGGACCCGGCCCAGGCGGUGCAGCUGUUCAACUCGUCCCGGGGCUACGCUAUCGAGAGACAGAACUACCUGGAUGACCUUCAGCACGGUCCAAAACGGAGUAACGUGGGCAUGGAGGAGUUUGAGCAGGAGCCACAGAGAGGCCAAGCCAUCCAGCGGCCGCCUGUCGCAGCUUCUUUCAGCAGAGUUCACCGUGACUACUACAGGUCACAUCGGCGUGGAGGACCGAGUCACCGCUCUCACCCGUACCCCCCUCAACCCGCCCACACACCCCGCCCGCCAUUACUCGCCCGCCCUCCAUUACUCGCUCAGCCUCCUCUGGCUCCUCCACCAGCCUUGUUCCAUCCCUACAGAUGGGCCCCUCAGCCCCCAGCUCAAUGGAGAGCCCCUCACUCAGACACCAACAGGUCCAGGCAUCCCCCUCUACCUGACCCACAGUGGCACCCCUCCUUUGCCUUGCUAGACAGAGGUGGAGCUCUACCCAACCUUCCUCACUACUCCCCCAACUGGACAUCUGUUGCUAAUGGAGACAGAUCAGCUGACAACAGGAGCACACCAAAUUUAAGGAACCCGGUCAGAACCUCCCAGAGACCCAGCGCUAACAGAUACGAUGGCUGUUAGUUACCAAGACAAAGCAGGUUAAAGGGGACAUAACAUACAAAACCCAUUUUUUUUAGCCCUUAAAUUUAG
Molecule: messenger RNA, 1421 nt
Organism: Poecilia latipinna (sailfin molly)
Lineage: Eukaryota; Metazoa; Chordata; Actinopteri; Cyprinodontiformes; Poeciliidae
Product: RNA/RNP complex-1-interacting phosphatase-like
Exons: 9
Coding region: 264-1352 (362 amino acids)
Biological process (GO): protein dephosphorylation
Molecular function (GO): polynucleotide 5'-phosphatase activity
Source: RefSeq, a predicted model, not a curated record